AAGCUCAUUUAAAAUGAAUCAAUCAACGGUAGCCGAAGAGUCACAGUGUCACAUCAUGGAUAAAAACAUCGAUUUUCACAUUGUCCAGUUGUUCGAACGGUUGGAAACGCUCCGGAAGGAUCCGGGUCCCAAGUUAUCGCUAUCCGUGCAGGGACGUGCCAACAUGCACAAGGAACUUCGCACACUGGAGCUUUGGAGAUCGGUCACGUCGGAGUGUUUGGCUUCGUUCUUCUAUGUGUUUGUUGUCUGCGGUGCAGCUGCCGGUGCGGGUGUUGGAGCGAGCGUGUCUUCGCUACUGCUGGCAACAUCGCUAGCGUCUGGGCUAAUCGUCAUCGUACUGACGCAGUGCUUUCUGCACGUCUCAGGCGCACAUAUAAAUCCAGCUGUCACCAUGGCCCUGGCGGUGACACGUAAGAUAUCGGCGCUUCGUGCCAUCCUCUACAUUACGGCCCAGUGCGGUGGAUCGAUAGCCGGUGCUGCCAUGCUGUACGGAGUAACAGUUCCGGGUUAUCAAGGUAAUCUACAGGCAGCUGUUUCGCACAGUGCUCAACUUGCGCCCUGGGAACGAUUCGGGGUCGAGUUUAUCCUGACGUUUAUCGUCGUCCUGGCGUACCUUAUCUCGACCUGUUCCUUCAAGAAGUACUUCGGUUCGUCGGCGAUCGUCAUCGGUGCGGCGUACAGUGCAUGCAGCUUUGUUUCGAUGCCCUACUUGAAUCCAGCCCGCUCGUUGGGUCCAUCGUUUGUGUUGAAUAAAUGGGACAAUCAUUGGGUGUACUGGAUUGGACCAUUCUUCGGAGGCAUUAUUGCUGGCCUGAUACAUCAGUUUGUGUUCACACCGAAGCAGAAAUCGAACGGCAAAUCGAAGAGUGCAAACAGCUCAAGCAUUUCAGCGGUGGCUGCAGAAGAGCCCAACAACUACACUGUGGAUGUAAGCAAAAUGGCUGCAGCGCAAGGUGUCGUCGGGAAGUUCCAAAAUGCACGUCAUCAUAGUGGUACGCUACCUUCCCGCUUUUGCCAUAGCAUGUACGCGAGUAGCGAUCAACCGACGAUUAAGAUUGAGCCUCUGGAACCGAUUUACGGUGCCGCAAGCAAGUCCAUGUUUGGUAAAUCGCCCCAAAUGUCUCGUUCGAAUCUGAAUCGCUCACAGUCAGUGUACGCCAAGAGCAAUACCGCGUUGCAUCAGGAGAUCCCGGCCACCGUUGCUGCUACGGCUACGUUGCGCCCAGGUGUUUUAGUACCAGCACAAAGUCUUUAUCCUCUGCGAGUAACACAGCAACAGCAGCAGCAGCCCCAUGUGCACACACAAAACCAAAACGUACAGAACCAGCUGCACCAGCGAUCGGAGAGUAUCUACGGUAUUCGGAACACGGUUCGACAGCAGCAACAGUUGGCCGAACAUCUGACCCAGCAAUUGGCACCACGACCAAGCCACACGGAGGGCGGUGGACAAGCAUUUCAACCCAUCUACUCAGUGAGAAACAAUCCUAGCUGCUCUUCCGACGGUUUGCGAGACGUUCACGAACAAGCCGGCUGCGAUAAGGUAAUCAACACGCUAACUCGCUCCGAUCGGCCGGAAUCCGUGUACGCCGCGACACGUCGCAUCCAUUCGACACAUUCGGAUGACAGUUCGUACGGCUCGUAUCAUGGCAAUGGGCAGGGCAAUACACCACCAACGCGUGACCAUCAUCAGCAUGGUGGGGCCUACGGUGGGUCACUGCUGCAUCCGGCAUCAAGCUCUCGCACCAUGCCGCACCCGCACGGACAUAGGGGAGUCGUCAUACACGAUCCUAGCAUGCCGCCUCCACCGCCACCACUAAUGAGCUGCAGCUAA
Anopheles maculipalpis is the source of this 1831-nucleotide messenger RNA. Its product is annotated as neurogenic protein big brain-like. Gene Ontology annotation, biological process: transmembrane transport. The record is from RefSeq and is a predicted model, not a curated record. Gene Ontology annotation, cellular component: plasma membrane. Bases 14 to 1831 code for a protein of 605 amino acids. Lineage: Eukaryota; Metazoa; Arthropoda; Insecta; Diptera; Culicidae. The transcript is spliced from 6 exons. Gene Ontology annotation, molecular function: water channel activity.